Molecule: messenger RNA, 1949 nt
Organism: Prorocentrum cordatum
Lineage: Eukaryota; Dinophyceae; Prorocentrales; Prorocentraceae
Source: the annotation of a GenBank genome assembly
GCGCACGCGAUCCUGCACCUGAAGAGCACGAUCCUGGGGAAGAGCCACUAUCUGCUGUUCCACAUCGUGCCCGCGAUGCAUCCUCGGUGGCUCAUCACCGUGGACGAGGACCUCAAGGAGCUCAAGGUGCCGGUUCGCGUGGGCCAGUCGGUGGACAUUACCGGCCAGGCCGGCCGGCCAAAGCAGAUCACGGGCUUCCAGACCCGCACGACCCCGGUGCUCCUGAACCACACGGACCGUGCGGAAUUGGCCACCGAGGAGUACCUGCCGGUGGCGACGAUUAUGGAGGACUUCGUGAUCCUGCGAAAGAACCCCAACUACAAGCCGACCGCGAUGCACCAGCGCCCCUACCCAGACAUGCGCGCGCGCCGAUACAGGCCUCACAACGUGCCCCCGUGGGGCCCCCUCACAGAUCAGUUCACGCCAGCGGCUGGUGCACUGCGGGCCCCGUCGGGCACGAAUCUCGGCAGGCGGCGGGCGGCGUCUGAGAUUCGCAUGCCCAUCGCCCUCCAGCACGGCGAUGGCUGUCCUGUUAUCGGCGGCGCCGCGGGAGUCGCCGCCGCCCUGCAGGCCCUCGCCGCCGGUGGCGUGGCCAGCAGCGGUGGCCCACGGCUGCGCCCGAAGGCCCGCGAGGAUGUCCAACAGGGCCUCGACUCGUGCUACGUGCAGGAGGCGCGGCCCCUGUCGCUAGCCGCGGGCAGUGUCCACUUGUCGCGGCCCCCCGACCUGCGGCGGGCCCUCCUGCGCCCCGCCGCCGCGUCGACGCCGAGGUCCACCGCGCCCAGCGCGAGCUGGCACGGGAUCGCCGCCCGGCGGAGCACCGCCACGCUCUUGGCGCAGCAGGCGCCGAGGUGCGAACUUCGAAAAGGCACACUGCAUCUCCGAGCCAGAGUGGCUCGGGUCAGAAUCAAUUUCAUGAGCCGCGAUGCCAGUGUCUGGUCGAACACCAAGCGCUGGUCGGACUGGUACAACAAAGGUCCGUUGCACAUGGGCCCGAAGCAACAACCAGCCCCUUCGACUGCUGGAGCCUCCCUUACCGCGUCCGAGCUGCGUUCCAUGGUCGAACUCAGCAAGCGGGCGGGAGACACGGACGGUGCAAAGAAGUGGCAGGCAGUUCUCGACAAAGUGGAACCACCUCCUGCGGCUCAAGAACCUGUUCAAGCUCGAGCUUCCAAGGCACACUCUAAGGUCCAGCAGCUUGAGAGAGUCCUGGCCAGGGAGCUCGGUAAGCUCGACAAGGCGAGAGAGUACUUCGAGUCGCAGCAGGAGAUUGUUAAGAAUACCAACGAUGACCUUGACAAGGCAGACGCGGACUACAAGCAGAUCGUGGCAGAACUGGCUGGAGGGAUUGUUCCACGUGCGCCAAAGACGCCUGGCGGCACCACGAAGCUGCUCAUGCUGGAGGAUAUCGUGUCGGGCCAGGCUAAAGCGUUGGAUUUCAUCGACACGUCCUCGCUCUUCGCGAUCGACAGCGAUGCCUAUGUUGUCACCCCCGAAGAUCAGCGGAUCUUGGAUGAGCGCAGGGACACGCUCAACACGCAGUUGCAGGAGAUUGCCGCGCAGCUGUUCUCGGGGGCGAUGGACAAGGCCAGCGAACUCAAGAAGGUUCGGUACCGCCGGGUAGUGAUCAGCCCGGUGCUGCUGCUCAACCUAAAGUAUCUCCUGAUGAAGUCGCCGUCGGAGGAGCUGAUGACGCUGAGCUUGACGAACCUGAGGAUGUACGGCGGCGAUCCUCGCCCCGGCCCCGCGGUGCCCCGCGGCGAUGCCGCGCGGGAGGUCCAGCUGGCGGCCACGGAGAUAGGGCGCUUCGGGGGCGUCGCGGCCUACCACACGUCGGUCAUCCUCGGCGGGCAGGAGUUCUACUUCGACGGGCAGGCGCCUGCCGCCGAGCCCGGGGCGCGCGCCAGGUCUCCCACCUGGCGGGCCGCCCGCAGGGGCUCCGGAUGGAG